Neoarthrinium moseri is the source of this 1764-nucleotide messenger RNA. RefSeq lists its product as uncharacterized. The transcript has 3 exons. The coding region runs from base 1 to 1764 and encodes 587 amino acids. The record is from RefSeq and is a predicted model, not a curated record. NCBI's taxonomy places the organism in Eukaryota, Fungi, Ascomycota, Sordariomycetes, Amphisphaeriales, Apiosporaceae. Gene Ontology annotation, molecular function: CoA-ligase activity. Gene Ontology annotation, biological process: secondary metabolic process.
AUGGAUAUUGUUUCGUUCGCGCUCGAUGCACAAGCUUCUUACAACUCAGAUAAGCCUCUGUAUAUCGACGCCGCAGAUUCCUCGGUAUCAUUGAGUGCAACUCAAACGGAAUGUUUGGUGAAGCAACUUAUUGCCGGCUUCCGAGCCGCAGGGCUUAGGAAAGGUGAUCCGGUGUUGGUCUGCAUGCCAAACAAUUGUUUCUAUAUCGCCUUGAUACUUGGUAUUGUCGGAGCAGGCGGCGUGUUCUGUGGAACCAAUCCUGCAUAUCAGCUGGACGAGCUUGUUCAUAUCGCGAACAUUGCCAGGCCUCGUCUCAUUAUUGCAUCUCCAGGUGCCAUCCCCACAAUUGCACAAAUGUGCGAAAUCAAGGGUAUACCCAAUGAAUGCGUUUUUGCUUUCGACGACCUCUCAAUGCAAUCAGAACAUUUGGAUCAUCCGGCCAAGGCAGACGACACGCUUGCGUCUGAGAAAGAUGCAUCUGCUGGCACCAACUUCGUCAGCGACCUUAGAAAACAUGGAGAAUCACCAUGGGAUACAUUGCCUGACGAGGAGGCUGCAAGAAACACACCAGCAAUCUACUUUCCCACAUCUGGUACUACAGGUUUACCCAAGCUCGCCAGCCUUUCUCACUACUCCCUGAUCGCUCAACACAAGAGCCUCUUUACGAAAACGCCUUAUGAAGUAGUGCGACUAGCUUGUCUCCCACUCUUUCACAUCUUCGGGGUUGCUUGGGCCCUGUUCUCACCACUCAGAUACGGAGAACCUCUGUACAUCAUGGCGCGGUUCUCACUUGACGACUAUAUAUCGAAUAUCCACAAAUACGCGAUAAGUGAAACCUAUAUGGCACCCCCAAUGGUUCACGCCAUGAACAGAUCCGAUAGACCUCUGCGCCAACUGAUGUCUACGAUCCAGUACAUCGGCAUUGGUGGCGCCCCAAUUGAUGCUACAGCAAUGAGACAAAUGCGCUCAUAUCUUCAGCCAGGAGCGACUGUAACGCCUGUUUGGGGAAUGACAGAGUUCGGCCCAGCGGUUCUUUUUCGGUGGGGUGAGCAUGAUGAUACCGGGUCCAUUGGGCGGCUCAUGGAAGACUACGAGAUGAAGCUUGUUGAUGAUUUUGGCCGACAAGUUGUGAAGGACAACCAGCCUGGUGAGCUUCUUAUUCGAUCAAAAGCGAUCAUGACCGGGUAUCUGGGAAUCCCAAUGUGCAACGAAGAUGGUUGGUUUCCAACUGGCGACAUAGCGCAGGUACACGAGGACAAGCUCUACAUUGUUGGAAGGUCGAAAGAGUUGAUCAAAGUGAAGGGAUGGCAAGUUGCACCCGCUGAACUCGAGGCGGUUAUUAUACAACACCCAAAUGUCGUGGACUGCGCAGUAGUUGGCGUUUUGUCCGAGGAUAAGGUUACCGAGGCUCCUCGUGCCUAUGUCGUCCAAAGGCAUCCUGGUAGAGAGUCUGUACUCGGCCAAGAGAUUUAUGAUCUCGUACGUAGCCGUCUUGUAAGCUACAAGAAGCUAGCUGGAGGUGUUGUGUUUGUCGAGAGUAUACCCAGAACACCGAGCGGCAAAGUUCAACGAUUCAAAUUGUUAGAACGCACAGGUCUCCAGAUGGAUGAUGGGCGGUGGCCGUCCUUGUACAAGAGUGUACGGAAGUCGAUUGCGAAGCUGCGAAGGAACUUGUCGACUGCUGUUAGCGCAGCAAAGAAAAACCUUGGUGGCCCAGCUACGACUGCCUGGUUGCUUUCAUUACAAAGGAAACGUAUUGAUUGA